AUGGUAGCGCCGUUACGUUGCCCCCCGCAGCAGCUCUCUCUCUCUCUCUCUCCAUUUCUCUACCUCCCUCAUUCUCUCUCUCCCAACAGCGCUUCACUCCGGUGCCCAUGGUAAACUAGAAGGAACUUAUGUUUACCAUAGGUGAAAGAGUGAAGCCCUGCUGAGAGAGAGAGAAAGAGAGAGAGAGAGAGAGAGAGAGAGAGAGAGAGAGAGAGAGGACAUAAGGGACCCAAGGGUGGUUGAGGUGCACCAUUUUUGUCUGCCACUUCGUUCACAGAGAGGGAAGGGGAUGGGAAAAUGGCCGCUGUUCGUCGACGGAGGACCCGUCCCUCUCUCUCUCUCUCCCCUCAGUGUCGGCUCUCGACACGUUCGGCUCAUCCGUUGCCGUGGCCCCCACCGCCGAGGCCCGCACGUACGUCACUUGUCACACGCGCGGAGGCCACGGCAUAACAGAAAGGCUUGGCCUUAUCCUCCCCUCUGUCGCUCAAAGUCAUGAAGGGUGGACGCGCCUUAAAAAUAAUAAGACUAAUAUUACUAAUUAUUCCUUUACCGGAUAAUUAAUUAAUCAAUUAAUAUCCAUGCCUGCCCCCGGCUCGAAUUGGCCCUGAAAGAUCCCGGGGCCGACCCGUAUAUACGUCCAAAAAUAGGCCCGGCCGGGUCCCUGUCCAUACGUCUCCCUUGGAACGCCCAAUCUCUCUCUCUCUCUCUCUCUCUCUCUCUCAUCUCUAUAUCUCGAUCUUCUUGGAGAGGUGGAAGUCGGGCCUGGGUCGGGUUACUUUCUAUGCUUUUCUCUUUGCCCGGAUAACAUGAUGAUGCAAACGCUUGGGCCCGGCCCCGGGCCCGUUGAUGUUAAAUUUAUGAAAUAUUAUAAAUAUGUUUCAUAACGAAUGUAUUUUUUAUUUGGAGGUGGCCACACGCUCGCAUACUAACUUUAAUCAAUGCUAGCACGUGUGAGAGGUGGGGAGUGGGGGGCGUCCUCGUAGUUUCAACGAACGCCCUUGAGGCCAUUUACUGAUCGAGUUUUUGAUUGGGCCCUGGAGACCAUUCUCUCCCCCUCAUGA
Messenger RNA from Spirodela intermedia, 1061 nucleotides. The record is from the annotation of a GenBank genome assembly. Lineage: Eukaryota; Viridiplantae; Streptophyta; Magnoliopsida; Alismatales; Araceae.